GCGCGCAGGCGCAGAGCGGGCCGGCGGGCAAUCCUCGGGGGGAUCCUGGGGGGAUUCUCGGGGUGGCAUGGCGCUGAGCCCGGUGAUCGGGAAGCUGGUGCGGAAGCGGGUGGUGCUGGCCAGCGCCUCCCCCCGCCGCAGGGAGAUCCUCAGCAACGCGGGCCUGCGGUUUGAGGUGGUCCCGUCCAAGUUUAAAGAGACGCUUGACAAAUCUCUGUUCGAGGCGCCUUACGAGUACGCGCUGGAGACGGCCAAGCAGAAGGCCCUCGAAGUGGCUCACAGACUGCAUCGGAAAGACUUUAGGAGUCCGGAUGUGGUUAUAGGAGCAGACACGAUCGUGGCAGUGGAAGGACUGAUUUUGGAGAAACCAGUUGAUAAGCAAGAUGCCUACAACAUGCUUUCAAGGCUGAAUGGGAGAGAGCACAGUGUGUUUACAGGGGUUGCUAUAGUUCACUGUAGCAGCAAAGAUAAUGAACUCACAACCGAAGUGUCCCAGUUCCACGAAGAGACGACCGUGAAGUUCUCAGAGCUGUCCGAGGAGCUGCUGUGGGACUACAUCCACAGCGGAGAGCCCAUGGACAAGGCCGGCGGGUACGGGAUCCAGGCUCUCGGGGGCAUGCUGGUGGAGUCCGUGCAUGGAGAUUUCCUCAAUGUGGUGGGCUUCCCUCUCAACCGCUUCUGCAAGCAGCUGGCGGCCCUGUACCCGGCCCCAAGACUCCCCGCCCCGCCUGGAGGGACCCCUGAGACCCUGGGGCGGGAAGACGGUCCCAGCCUCCCGCCCCUCGCGUCCUCGGACGGUCAACCCGCCCAGCCUCCGGCCUCGGCCCACUGCCAGCGGACCCCGGGAGAGGAAGGGCAGGCCGGAUUUCCCGCCUUCCUCCUGGACCUCAUCGACGGCUUCCGGGCCUCUAAGGCCCUGUUCGUAGCCUCCAAGCUGAAGCUGUUCGAUCUGCUGAGCGGCGGGAGUGUACUGGAUGCCUCACAGGUGGCCCGGGAGAUCAAAGCAUCCGCUCAAGGGACCGACGGGCUCCUCCAGGCCUGCACCGCCUUGGGGCUUCUCCACAAAACCCAGCGAGGCUACAGCAACACGGAACUGGCCAACGCGUACCUGGUGUCCGACAGUGACCGCUCGCUUCAUGGCUACGUCGUCCACUCGAAUGACUAUUUCUGGCCAGUCUUUACGCACUUGGAAUCGACGGUCAAAGGCGGGCCCAGUGAGACACGGGAUCCGCUUCAGGACGACAGCACGGAGGCCAGAGGCUGCUUGAUGAGCGCCAUGCACUGGACGGCCCGGCUGGGUGCGGGGGACGUGGCCACCGCCUUCGAUCUGUCCCGCUUCCGCUCUGCCUGUGACCUAGGAGGUUGCACUGGGGCUCUGGCAUGUGCACUUCAGCAGAAUUAUCCCAGCCUGAAAGUGACGGUGUUUGACCUCCCAGAGAUCAUCGAAAACGUUUCCGCCUUUUAUCCGGGUGGUCACCAGCCCCCGGGAAUCACAUUCGUGUCGGGUGAUUUCUUCCAAGACGCUCUCCCCGAAGCCGACCUUUACAUCCUCUCGAGAAUCCUGCAGGACCUGUCCGAGGACCAAAUCCAGGCAUUAUUAAGCCGAAUAUCGGCUGUGUGUAAGCCAGGCGGCGGUCUCCUGGUGGUGGAAACGUUGGCGGGCGAGGAGAGAAGCCGUCGCCGGCCGGCCCGCGCCGCCCUCCACCGCCUCAGCGGGGGCCCGGGCCCCGGCCCGCUGCGGAGCCGCACCCACUACGCCCGCCUGCUGGCCCCCCACGGCUUCACCCAACUGCAAGUCGAGGGCACCGGGAACUUCCUGGAUGCCAUCUUGGCUUUGAAGACACCCUGCCAGCACUGAGGGGGACUGUUUGAGGGGAGGGGGCGGGAGGAGAGGGAUGGUCACUGCCUGUUGGACUGAAAGGAAAACUGCUCAGUUGGUGGUGGAUUCAUCUGGCUGAGGAAAAAGGCCCUAGCCGGGGUGGGUCGGGUGGGGUGUGUCCCCACUCAGGGAACGUUUUGGUUCUGUGGUUGUACUGGACUCCCCAAGCACUUAGUACGGUGCUCUGAGCACGGUAAGCGCCCGGUAAAUACCACUGAUUGAUUAAUCGAUUAUG
Messenger RNA from Ornithorhynchus anatinus (platypus), 2114 nucleotides. RefSeq names its product acetylserotonin O-methyltransferase like (gene ASMTL). Gene Ontology annotation, molecular function: nucleoside triphosphate diphosphatase activity; O-methyltransferase activity. Lineage: Eukaryota; Metazoa; Chordata; Mammalia; Monotremata; Ornithorhynchidae. Bases 68 to 1858 code for a protein of 596 amino acids. The record is from RefSeq and is a predicted model, not a curated record. The transcript is spliced from 13 exons.